CACUGAGCAUCUGAGGUAACGUCUGUGUGUCAAUAUUUGAAUUCAGGUUAAAGAUCAAUUUAUCAGGUUCGCCUCUGUCGUCCAUUUUACCUCCAAACAGGCACCGUCUGUCCUCGCAGGAGACAACAGGAGACAGCAUUAAGACAACAGGAGACAGCCAGGGACAAUAGGAGGCAACAGGAAACAGCAGGAGACAGCAGGAGAUAACAGAAGACGACAGAGAGAGAGAGAGAUGCUGCUGCUGCCCACAGCCCUGACUCUGACUGUCUGCACCCUGCUGAUCUGCUCUGAGCUCAUCCAGUGUGCAGUGUUCCUGGAUCAGUCUUCGGCGGGUCAGAUCCUACGUUCCCCCUCCUCCUCAAGGAGGCGUCGAGCCAACUCCCUCCUGGAGGAGAUGUUACCAGGGGACCUGGAGAGGGAGUGCUACGAGGAGAGUUGCUCUCAGGAGGAGGCCAAAGAGAUCUUCCAGACCAAAGAGAAGACGCUGGAGUUUUGGUACAGAUACAAACAUCUGAACCACUGUCAGACCAACCCUUGUCGGAAUGGAGGGAUCUGCACUCUGGACCGAGGAGACUUCAUUUGUCUCUGUCCUCCUCAGUACACCGGCAAGACCUGUGAAUCAGUGUUGUUGGAGUGUCGCUAUAGAAACGGAGGCUGUCUUCAGUACUGUAGAGAUCUGACAGGGGGAGCUGGAGUUCAGUGUGGCUGCGCUGACGGAUUCAAACUGGAACCUGACGGAAAGAGCUGCUUCCAGACCGUGUUAUUCCCCUGUGGUCGUCAGCGGACGCAGGCGUUGUACAGAGGUCGAUCUCUGCAGGAUCACUCUGAGCUAGGAAACGUCACCCUGGAGACGGACAACAACAUCACAGACAGCUGGGCUCCUAAACUAAAUUUAACAGAGACAGAGGAGGAGAGGAUGAAAGUGAAUGCAACAUCCAUAGAGAGAAGAAGAAACGACACAGCGCUGAGGGGGGAGGAGAGAGAGGGAGAGGAGGAUGGAGGAGGAGAGGAUGGGGCAAAUCGUAUUGUGGGUGGAGUCCUGCAAAAACAAGGAGGGAGUCCCUGGCAGGUUCUGAUCCACAGGUCCGAUGGAUAUGGUUUCUGUGGGGGGACCCUGGUUUCUGACCGCUGGGUCAUCUCUGCUGCUCACUGCUUUGAGGAGUCGGCAGACCACGUUACUAUAGGAGACUAUGACAAGCAGCGUCCCGAUCCAGAUGAGCAGCUGAUAAAGAUUCAGAAGGUCUUCGUUCAUCCUUACUUCCACGCCUACACCUACGACAGCGACAUCGCUCUGGUCUACCUCGCCAGGCCCGUCCUCAGGGGCCCCACCGCCCUCCCCGCCUGUCUGCCCGACGCCCACCUGUCCAACUACCUGCUGAGGGAGAAUAACCGGGGAAUGGUGACGGGCUGGGGGCUCACUCACUUCAUGGGCCGGUCUUCCCGGUUCCUGAGGAAGGUGGAGCUCCCAGUGGUCAGCUACAAGGACUGCACUGCGUCCACUGAACAGGUGAUCACAGACAACAUGUUCUGUGCAGGUUACCUGGAGGCCAGUAUAGACGCCUGCAGUGGAGACAGCGGAGGACCCUUCGUGGUGUACUACAGGGGGACCUGGUUUCUGACCGGAGUCGUCAGCUGGGGGGAGAAAUGUGCUGCUAUAGGGAAGUACGGAGUUUAUACCCGACUGGGGAACUUCCUGAGCUGGAUCAGAGACACCAUGGAGAGACAGGAUCUGAACGGUACCAUCGCUGAGAGAUGAAGACUGAUGAAGACGGCGGUGACUUUUGACCCAAACUGCAGAUCCAUAGACCCUGAUUUUACAGACUGUGUCCUGGCUCCACAGGAGUUGUCGUUCAGAGGACUGAACCUCUGAACGACUCUCCGGAGGAUUAUCAUCAUCAUCAUCAUCAUCAUCAUCAUCAUCAUCAUCAAGCAGCGGCCAUGGCCUCUGCUUUAAUCAACCACUCAGCUCCGACAUCGGCAUCAAAAUUAACACCCGUGCUAAAAAGAAACCGACUGCGAAUGCGGACAACAUACACAGAUUGCAUGUUUUGUAAAUUUAAUCAUAAAUGAUAACUGAGCCUGAACCCAGUGGGUCCCGAUGAGGUGUGGGCUUUAGGGCAUCGUGUAAGGCUUCAGGCUCAGAUCUGGGUUUGGACAUUUGGGAGGCAGAGCUGUAGAACAUCCUGCAAACACACAUCUAGCUGUUUAUUAGGGAGGAAUGAAUUUCCAAUCUUUGAUGACAUCUCCUUCUUUUUCCUGUUGUUAAAUGCAAGUAUUUGUAAGUCGGUUACUGUGAGUCACUGUGUCUGCUGAGUCAACGUAAAGUGCAAGACCACAUGACUCUACAAAGCAGAGUCAGGUCCUGCUUUUCGCCAGGAGAUUCGGGUUUAAUGUCACAUAACUGUCCUAAAUGAGCAGGAACUGUUCACAUUAGUUCACAAGGAAACUUUUACGAACUUUUUCUUGUUUGAGUGGAAGUUAAGUGUUGGAGCAGUGUUUGUUUGCUUUACAUUUUAAUACUAAUGUCUGUUAAAUACACUGUGAAUGUAUCUGAUUACAUUCGGUCUUUGUAACAGUGACGUGAUCACAUGUGACAGUUUCUCAGGAGGUGCGACUUUCCUUUG
Molecule: messenger RNA, 2624 nt
Organism: Xiphias gladius (swordfish)
Lineage: Eukaryota; Metazoa; Chordata; Actinopteri; Istiophoriformes; Xiphiidae
Product: coagulation factor VII
Exons: 12
Coding region: 233-1756 (507 amino acids)
Biological process (GO): proteolysis; blood coagulation
Cellular component (GO): extracellular region
Molecular function (GO): serine-type endopeptidase activity; calcium ion binding
Source: RefSeq, a predicted model, not a curated record